Molecule: messenger RNA, 393 nt
Organism: Phodopus roborovskii (desert hamster)
Lineage: Eukaryota; Metazoa; Chordata; Mammalia; Rodentia; Cricetidae
Gene: Wfdc10a
Product: WAP four-disulfide core domain 10A
Exons: 2
Coding region: 1-393 (130 amino acids)
Cellular component (GO): extracellular region
Molecular function (GO): peptidase inhibitor activity
Source: RefSeq, a predicted model, not a curated record
AUGUUGUCCAGGGCUCUGCUGCUCAUCGUUGCUCUGCUGUUGCUGUCCUCACUAACUCGGGGAGGGAUCCACCGGAAACUGAAACAAUAUGCAGUAACACAAGGUCAGCCUGUUAUCAGGGAGUGUGAGAGGAAGCCAAAAUUGUAUCUGUGUAAGCACCUCUGUGAAGCUAACCAAGACUGCCAAGCAAAUAACAUAUGCUGUUCAACGACGUGUGGGAAUGUUUGCGUGAACAUGUUGGACGAUCAAGUGUGGGAAGAGCCUAAUACUUCCCAUGACAUUCCCUUUCUGAAGGAUGAGCCCUUCUCCCGCAGAUCGUUUGAAGGAGAUAUGGCUCCCACCAUACCCUCCUCAUCAUUUUCCCCCUUGCCACUCGUAAAUAAACCAGAAUAA